CCGAAAGAAGAGCGAAUGGGAGAAAAAAUUGCAUCAUCAAUAGCCAUAGGAAUAGACCUGGGAACAACGUAUUCCUGUGUUGCAGUGUGGCGCCAUGAUCGAGUGGAGAUCAUAACCAACGACCAAGGGAACAGAAUAACACCUUCUUGUGUUGCAUUCACUGAUACCCAAAGAAUGAUUGGAGAUGCUGCUAAGAAUCAAAUUGCUGCCAACCCUACCAACACUGUCUUUGACUCAAAAAGGUUAAUUGGUAGGAAGUUUAGUGAACCCCAUGUCCAGAAUGAUAUGAAACUGUGGCCAUUUCAAGUUACCAAUGUUGAUGAAAUUCCAAUGAUUAUAGUUGAGCACAAAUCUGAGAAAAAAUCUUUGACUGCUGAGGAAAUCUCAUCAAUGAUCUUAGCAAAGAUGCGCGAAAUCGCAGAGCAAUUUCUUGGAACACAAGUAACGAAUGCGGUUAUUACAGUUCCGGCUUAUUUCAAUGACUCUCAGCGCCAAGCUACCAAAGAUGCCGGCCAGAUCGCCGGCCUUAAUGUACUGAGCAUACUCAACGAGCCAAGUGCCGCAGCCAUUGCUUACGGCCUCGACACUAGAGAUUAUUCUAAUCAUUUUCAUGGAAUCAGAACUGUCUUCGUCUUUGAUUUUGGCGGUGGUACGUUGGAUCUUACUCUUCUCACAAUUGACAACAAAGGAAACAUAACCGUCAAGAUCCAUGGCGGAGACACGCAUCUCGGUGGACAGGAUUUUGAUGCUGCAAUGGUUGAAUUCGUUGCGAGUGAGUUUCAGAGAAAGAAAAGGCUCGAUCUUAGAGGAAACAAAAGAGCCAUAUGCAGGUUGAAGGUUGCUUGCGAGAGAGCCAAGAGGAAUCUCUCUUCAACAACUCAAGCUUCCAUUGAGCUGGAAUCUCUUCAUCAGGGAAUCGAUUUCCAUACCUCAAUCACUCGCGCUAAGUUUGAGGAAAUCAACAAGAAGCUCUUUGAGAGAUGCAUGGAGCUUGUUCAUAAGUGUUUCGCGGAUAGUAACACGGCGAAGCAGAGCGUUGAUGAGGUUGUGCUGGUAGGUGGAUCGACUAGGAUUCCGAAAUUGGAGCAGCGGUUGAAGGACUUCUUCGACGGGAAGGAUCUUUGCAAGAAGUGCAUCAAUGCGGACGAGGCGGUUGCAUAUGGUGCUGCAAUCCAUGCUUCAAAACUGAGUGGUGACAAAAAUGAAAAGAUUCAAGAUCUGAAGCUCUGGGAAGUUACUCCUCUGUCCCUUGGCGUGGAUAUCAGAGGUUCAAUAAUGCGUGUUAUAAUUCCAAGGAACACCGUGAUUCCUACAAAGAUGCAAGAUUGGUUUACAACAACCGUCGACAACCAAACAAUAGUCACGUUUCAUAUCUACGAGGGCGAGAGGAAAAUUGCAAGCAACAACAACUUGCUGGGAAGUUUCGAUCUGGAAAUUCCUCCGGCACCUCGCGGCGCGUCGAACAUUAAUGUGUGCUUUGAAAUAGAUUCCAACGGUAUCCUACAUGUAUCGGCGGAGGAAAUAGCAACGGGGUGGACGAAGAAGGUGUCUGUAGUGAGCAACAAAGGAAGAUUGUCGAGGGAAGAAGUUGAGAGGAUGGUGAAAGAUGCUGAGAAGUACAAAGCUGAAGAUGAAGAAUACAGGCAGAUGGUUUCAGGAAAGAAUAAGUUGGAGGAUCUUGCUUACAAUAUUAGGAAUAUGAUUGAAGAUGAACGCAUUGCUUCAGAGCUAUCUGCAGAAGACAAGGAAAGGAUCAACAAAGCUGUUGAUUAUGCACUGAAAUUGGUUGAUGAGACUGAUUUUAUAACGGUGGAUGAGCUUGUCAAGGUAGAGAAAGAUCUAACUGUCUUUUAUACAAUUAUUUCGAAGAUCAAUCAAGAUCUUGAUGCUCGUGGUAAUGAAAGUGAAAGAAAAACCUUGAAGAAAGACAGAUUUAAGGUAGGAGCCAGCUUUGUCAAUGGGUUGAUUUCUUCUGUGUGUUCUGUUAUCCAAGUAAUACAGAAUAUGUAAAUCGGUUUAUCCUAAAAUUUUAGGACCGAUGAAAAGAUAAUUUAAAAUUAUUUUAUUUAGAAUGAUGUAAUGUAGUAAUUUAGUAAUUAACCUUUAAAUUGGUCACUACUUACUUAAUAUCUUCGAGGAAUAAAGAUCUAUUUUCUUGCUGCUAGAA
This is a messenger RNA of Arachis stenosperma, 2167 nucleotides long. RefSeq names its product heat shock 70 kDa protein 18-like. Bases 16 to 2010 code for a protein of 664 amino acids. Gene Ontology annotation, cellular component: cytoplasm. Gene Ontology annotation, biological process: cellular response to unfolded protein; protein refolding. The transcript has 2 exons. The record is from RefSeq and is a predicted model, not a curated record. Gene Ontology annotation, molecular function: misfolded protein binding; ATP-dependent protein folding chaperone; ATP hydrolysis activity. Lineage: Eukaryota; Viridiplantae; Streptophyta; Magnoliopsida; Fabales; Fabaceae.